Molecule: messenger RNA, 273 nt
Organism: Drosophila teissieri
Lineage: Eukaryota; Metazoa; Arthropoda; Insecta; Diptera; Drosophilidae
Product: kunitz-type serine protease inhibitor homolog alpha-dendrotoxin
Exons: 2
Coding region: 1-273 (90 amino acids)
Molecular function (GO): serine-type endopeptidase inhibitor activity
Source: RefSeq, a predicted model, not a curated record
AUGAAGUUACUUUUGGUUCUAGCUUGCGUUGUCCUCUACGCUUCUCUCGCCUAUGCCCAGGAUCGCUGCGAUGGACGUCCUAGCGGGCGUCAGAAUUGCGUCGGCGGCAAGAACGAAGGACGUGGGGGAGGGCAUUGCCACAGAACUGCCAUGGACGAAAUGUGGUACUAUAACCAGAGAUCCGGGAGGUGCAUCAAGAUGAAGUACCUCGGAUGUGGCGGCAACCAAAACCGCUACUGCUCCUUAAGACACUGUCAAAGGUCGUGCCCAUGA